AAUUUACAUAUACAAGAUGCUAUUAAUCUAAAAUAAAUAAGUUAUUUAUACAGUAUUUUAGUUUGAUAAUAUGGCAAAAGAAUUGAAUGAAAUUGUUUUGAGCUACUACGAUUGCUUACUGAGGACUAGUGAUGUUGCAUUACUUCAAGGAUCACAUUGGUUGAAUGAUGUUAUAAUAGGAUUCUAUUUUGAAUAUUUAGAUAACACAUUUAAUAAAAUUGAAAAGAAAGAACUAUAUUUUAUAAGUCCGGAAUUAACACAAUUAUUAAAAAUGACAGAUCCAUCUCAAUAUAAUGUAUUUUUAGAUCCUUUGAAUAUAUCAGAAUGUAAAUAUAUAUUUUUUCUGAACAAUUGUGAUAGGAAAGAUGCAGCAGGAGGAUCACAUUGGAGUUUAUUAGUAUUUUGUAAGCAAGAUAAAACAUGUUACCAUUUUGAUUCAUCAAGAGGUUAUAAUAGUAGUAUUGCUUCAAAGUUUGCAAAGAAUGUAAUGAGCUGUUUACUUGAUAAAGAUGAAUCUAACAAGAAAUUUGUUGAUAUGGAUAGUCCACAACAAGAUAAUGGUUACGAUUGUGGUGUUUAUGUUUUAUGUUUAGCAGAUGUAAUUGCAAGGAAUGUUUUGGAAACUGGUAAUAUAACUGAAUGUGAUUAUAAUCAUGCUAAAAAAUUAGUACAAACAAAACGUACAGUAUUAUUAAAUUUAAUAAAUGAUCUUAAACGCAAAUCAAACAUUGAUAAAUAAUAUGUAUAAUGUAUAC
Apis florea (little honeybee) is the source of this 755-nucleotide messenger RNA. Its product is annotated as sentrin-specific protease 8. Lineage: Eukaryota; Metazoa; Arthropoda; Insecta; Hymenoptera; Apidae. The record is from RefSeq and is a predicted model, not a curated record. Gene Ontology annotation, molecular function: cysteine-type peptidase activity; deNEDDylase activity. Gene Ontology annotation, biological process: proteolysis; protein deneddylation.